AUGAAGUUCGUCCGGGAGGUACAGUACCCUGAGUGGAUCUCAAACUGUGUUAUGGUACGUAAAGCCAACGGUAAAUGGCGUAUGUGUGUGGAUUACAAGAACGUAAACAAAGCAUGCCCAAAGGACAGUUUCCCCCUACCCAGAAUUGACCAUCUCAUUGAUGCCACGGCAGGUCACGAGUUGCUCAGUAUGAUGGACGCCUACUCCGGGUACAAUCAGAUACGCAUGAACCCGGCGGAUCAAGAAGCUACGACCUUCGUCACUGAUAGGGGCCUAUUGUUAAGGCGCUCUAAGAGUAAACUGAUCGAAUGGACACCAGACUGCCAAGAGGCCUUUCAGGGAUUAAAAGAUUACCUCGCCGCAGUCCCAUUACUAUCAACCCCACAGCCGGGUGAACCCCUGUACCUUUACCUCGCAGUGUCCACAACCGCGGUCAGCAGUGCCUUAGUUCGCCGUGAUGGAACUAAAGAACUGCCAGUUUUUUACGCAGGACGAGCCAUGAACGGCCCAGAGACAAGAUACCCAACAUUGGAGCAAUUAGCCCUCGCACUCAUCGUAGCAGCCAGACGACUGCGCCACUAUUUCCAAGCUCACAGCAUCCACGUACUCACAAAUCAGCCUCUCAAACAAGUACUACAGAAUCCAGAACACUCCGGGCGACUCAGCAAAUGGGCUAUCGAGCUGACAGAAUUCGACAUCGAAUACAGGCCACGACCCGCCGUAAAAGGACAGGCCGUAGCCGAUUUCAUAGCAGAAAUGAUCCCCCGAAAUACGGCGGAAGUGGAACCAGAUAAUGUCAUCAACCCCGUCAGUAUUUCGCCAUGGAACUUGCACGUAGAUGGCUCUAGCUGCGCAAAAUCUAGCGGAGCGGGGAUCAUCUUGAGCGGACCGGGGGGACUCGAACUCGAGUAUGCUUUAAAAUUCAACUUUGCCACCUCCAACAAUGUAGCGGAGUACGAAGCACUGAUUGCAGGACUACAAUUGGCCCUAAGCACGGGUGCCACUAGCAUUAAUGUGUUCAGUGAUUCUCAGCUCGUAGUCAAUCAAAUCACCGGGUCCUUCACUGCUAAGGAUGAGCAACUAGCAGCCUACCUGGCGUAUGUCACAACAUUAUUAAAGCGGUUCGAAUUCUACCACAUCAAUGAAAUACCGAGGGCCAAUAACGCAAGAGCGGACUCCUUAGCAAGACUCGCCACGGCGCAACCCCACCAAUGCCACAAGGAUACCAGGGUCGAAAUUCUCCACCAUCCCUCCAUUCACCAGACCUUGCAACAUAUAUGCCAGAUAGAGCGCGACCAAGCCUCGUGGAUGGAUGAGAUAGUAGCAUUCAAGUGCAACGGCAAGCUACCAGAAGACGAGACCAUGGCAAAACAACUAAGGAGACGGGCGGUAAGAUAUUACCUGCGGAACAACACACUCUAUCGCCAAGGUCUGCUGAAUGCUGACCUCAAGUGCGUCACAACCAAAGAAGGCAAGCAGAUAUUGAACGAAAUCCACAGCGGUGAUUGUGGCAACCAUUACGGCAGCCGCGCAUUGGCCGCAAAAACACUCCGCACAGGAUAUUAUUGGCCCACAUUAGCCUCCGAUGCACAGGAGCUCGCCAGGUCUUGCCACAAAUGCCAAAUCCAUGGACCCAUACCACGCCUACCGUCCGAACCACUAUCCUACAUAGUCAGCCCGUGGAUCAACUGCCUUUGGGGAAUGGAUCUGAUUGGCCCAUUACCCGUCGGGAAAUGUCAAUUCAAGUGGGUCAUUGUAUGUAUCGAUUAUCAUUCCAAAUGGAUUGAAGCUGCGCCCCUGACGGCCAUAACAACCGAGAAGGUUCAAAACUUCCUGCAAUGCAACAUCUUCUACCGUCACGGUACGCCGGAGUCUAUCAUCACAGAUAACGGCACGCAAUUCAACAACGAGUACCUCAUCACUUGGUGCAAGGCAAGAGGAACUAAGCUCAAAUUCGCAUCCGUAGCACAUCCAAAAACCAAUGGGCAAGUAGAAGCCGCUAACAAAUUGAUUAAAAGCCUUCUUCGGAAAAAGCUGGGUGAAGCUAAAGGACUUUGGCCAGAAAAACUCGACGAGGUAGUAUGGGCAAUCCGUACCACACCAACAGAAGCCACGGGCGAAACUCCUUUUUGCUUAAUGUAUGGCACGGAAGCAGUUCUACCCAUCGAAGUAAUUCAGCCAACACAACGGGUUUCACUAUUUGACCCCGAAACCAAUUCGGACAGUAUACACCUUGAUAAAGAUCUCUUGGAAGAGAAACGCAUCACAGCGCAUCGCCAUAACAUCCAGAACAAACAGCGUGUGGCACGCUUCUAUAACUCGAGAGUCAAGAGCAGGACACUACAAUUAGGCGACUGGGUCCUAAAGAAGAUCCAAACAAAGGUCACUGGACUACGCCCGAGAUGGGAUGGACCGUAUAAAGUCGUCCAAAUCAUAGCACCAAACACGUACUGCCUAGAAGACAAGUACGGAGAAAAAUUAGCCCAUCCUUGGAACAUGGAACAACUCAAGUACUAUUACAAGUAG
Argentina anserina (silverweed cinquefoil) is the source of this 2526-nucleotide messenger RNA. RefSeq lists its product as uncharacterized. Lineage: Eukaryota; Viridiplantae; Streptophyta; Magnoliopsida; Rosales; Rosaceae. The coding region runs from base 1 to 2526 and encodes 841 amino acids. The transcript has 2 exons. Gene Ontology annotation, biological process: DNA integration. The record is from RefSeq and is a predicted model, not a curated record. Gene Ontology annotation, molecular function: RNA-DNA hybrid ribonuclease activity; nucleic acid binding.